CCUCCCCCCGGCGCUCUGCCCAACUGCCCCACCUUCUCCGGCGCCCCCGCCCCGCCCUCGCCGCCUCCCCGCCCGCGAGCAGCCCGCCUCACGACGCGCUGGCCGGAGGGGCACUCGUUCCGCGCCAACCCACUAGCGCCGCCAUGGCCCCGGCCGCCCUCCCGCCCCACUCCCGAGCGGCGCGUCCUCGCGGUGGAUAUGGACAACCACCACAGCGGCCUCGCCCGUUCCCCUCCUUCCCCCGACGCCCAUGGAUCCAUGGUGGCACCCCCGCCUCCCGAUGUGUGCUGGAGCGAGGUGGCCGGCGAGCUGCCUCCUCCCAGCGUGGUCAGGCUCCAUGGCCAGCGGAAGGACAUCGCGGUGCUGCCGGGCUGCUCGGCUCCGCCCUAUCCUCCACAACCAUAGCCUUCGACGAGACUCCAGGCAACGGGAUCGAGCCAUCCCAUGUCAGAUCCCACCGCCAUGUUCCCUGCAGGUCAGUUGGAUCGCUGAUGCAGUACCCAACCAGCUCAUCCCUUGGCCGUGCAGUUCGCCGUGGACCACUGGUUUUUCGGCUUCGUCCGGUCCAGCCACCUCCAAAAAUUUGGUGUGAAUCGGGUGUGUUUUGGUGCAGUACGACGUGUAGAGGUUGAAGUUCUUUGUUUGGCGCAGUUUGAUUGCACCCCAGGAUUUGCAGCAAAAACCUUGGCAAAUUUGUAUGGUGAAGUUCGUGGUUGCCCUGAUGAA
Messenger RNA from Triticum aestivum (bread wheat), 726 nucleotides. RefSeq names its product translation initiation factor IF-2. Lineage: Eukaryota; Viridiplantae; Streptophyta; Magnoliopsida; Poales; Poaceae. The record is from RefSeq and is a predicted model, not a curated record.